Molecule: messenger RNA, 679 nt
Organism: Nannospalax galili (Upper Galilee mountains blind mole rat)
Lineage: Eukaryota; Metazoa; Chordata; Mammalia; Rodentia; Spalacidae
Gene: Il21
Product: interleukin 21
Exons: 5
Coding region: 7-447 (146 amino acids)
Biological process (GO): positive regulation of natural killer cell mediated cytotoxicity; immune response
Cellular component (GO): extracellular region
Molecular function (GO): cytokine receptor binding
Source: RefSeq, a predicted model, not a curated record
GGUGGCAUGGAGAGGACCCUUAUUUGUCUGAUAGUCAUCUUUUUGGGGACAACAGCGCAUAAAUCAAACCCCCAAAGGCCAGAUCGUCUCAUGAUUAGACUUUAUCACCUUAUAGAUAAUGUUGAACAGCUGAAAAAUUAUGUGAAUGACUUGGAUCCUGAACUUCUGCCUGCUCCACAAGAUGUAAAGGGACACUGUGAGCAGUCAGCUUUUUCCUGUUUUCAGAAGACCAAACUUAAGCCAACAAAUGCAGGAAACAAUAAAACAAUAAUCAACGACUUAAUUAAACAGCUGAAGAGAAAGCUACCUGCAACAAAGGCAGGGAGAAGACAGAAACACAGAGUUACAUGUCCUUCCUGUGAUUCUUAUGAGAAAAAACCACCCAAAGAAUUCCUAGAAAGACUGAAAUCACUUCUCCAAAAGAUGGUUCAUCAGCAUCUUUCUUAGAACACAUGGGGCCUGAAGAUUCCUAAGGACCUGAUAUGCUACUGGACACUAUUUGACACUCUCUAACGCAAGAGUGAAAGUUACUUCCUUGGUAUCUGAGUGGAAAAGUAUACAAUAUAUUAAUGAUGGAAAAGCUCUUAGAAGUAUCCAGAUCAAGAUUAUUUUCACCAAAUUACUAUAGCAACACUCCAGUUCAAUGCACAAACUCCAUGUUGGUCAACGUGGAAUGAUU